Messenger RNA from Mercenaria mercenaria, 628 nucleotides. Its product is annotated as complement C1q-like protein 4. Bases 101 to 565 code for a protein of 154 amino acids. The record is from RefSeq and is a predicted model, not a curated record. Gene Ontology annotation, molecular function: protein binding. Lineage: Eukaryota; Metazoa; Mollusca; Bivalvia; Venerida; Veneridae. The transcript has 5 exons.
UUUAGUGACACAUACAGAUGAAAAGUUGAAACACCUUAUCAGUAAACUAUCUUAAUAUAAUCGCAGACUUUCAUUUAGAUCGUACUUCUCUGCCCGCAAUAUGUUGGCCAUUUUGAUCGUUAGUGCUGCUUUAGGACUAGCUGCUGGUCAGACCAGUGAAGUUGCCUUCUCAGCCGGCUUGACGCAUGACCAAACUGUUCUGCACGCAGAGACUAUAAUCUACGACAAGGUUUAUACAAAUGUCGGUGGUGGUUACGACGCUACAACUGGCGUCUUUACCUGUCCAACAGCCGGUCUAUAUACAUUCCAGUUUCAUACGCUAGCUCACCAGGACAAGUCCUCAUGGCUAGAGCUGUACAAGAAUCAAGAGUAUAUUGCCUCAAUUUACGGACACACAGUUAAUGACUUUGCCAGUGGAGGAAACUCUGUAGUUCUUCAACUUACAGUAGGAGAUACGGUAUACAUUAAAGCUGUGGACAACAGUUAUGGUACAGAUACCAAUCUGUAUGGCCAGCCUGACGAGGUCUACUCAACAUUUAGUGGCUAUCUUAUUUCGACAUCUUAAACAGAAAUGAAUGGUUUUACUCAGUGUAAAGAAUUUUAAUGCAAUUAUAGUAUAAUUAUAUUA